Molecule: messenger RNA, 492 nt
Organism: Henningerozyma blattae CBS 6284
Lineage: Eukaryota; Fungi; Ascomycota; Saccharomycetes; Saccharomycetales; Saccharomycetaceae
Gene: ALB1
Product: Alb1p
Exons: 1
Coding region: 1-492 (163 amino acids)
Source: RefSeq, a predicted model, not a curated record
AUGCCUAGUAAGAACUCUGUCAACCGUAGAAAAUACACUACAACAACAGCCCGUAAGCAACGUAAGAAUGCCAGCAAACGUUUGGAGAAAGAGCGUCUAGGUCUUAUCAAGCCAGCACGUUCUGCCAGGGAUGCCAAGUUUGACUUGAAAAAAUCUGUUCCUCUAGAUUUAUAUUUUAAUGGGAAGGAUUCAGAUAAUAAUCAAGGUGUUAUGACUACCAAAUCACUAUCCAAAAAAAGAACCAAGAAGAUCGAAAGAAUGUUAAACUAUGUCAAACAACGUAAAGAUCGUGAGAGUCGUACAGAAGAUGGUGAUGAAGAUAUGGACGUUGACCAAACCAAACGUCAAAGACCAACUAAGGAAACUUCUUUCGGCCGUAUGAAGAAUUUAUUAUGGGACGUUGUGGUAGACCAGAAUGGUGCAGAAGUAAUGUCCUUUAAUGUAACUCCAACUGGGGAUGGUACAACUUUAGGUGGCCCCUUUUUCCCUUAG